Molecule: messenger RNA, 605 nt
Organism: Brassica oleracea var. oleracea
Lineage: Eukaryota; Viridiplantae; Streptophyta; Magnoliopsida; Brassicales; Brassicaceae
Exons: 1
Coding region: 165-473 (102 amino acids)
Source: RefSeq, a predicted model, not a curated record
GUGGUUAAGAAACUGAGUCUCUCUCUUUCUCUCUCCUCCAUGUCCUAACUUCAUGUCUCAAUACACAUUCUCUUCAAUACUCAUUUUUCUCUUCUAAGUUCUGAGCCAUCCUUUAUAUAUGUCAUCUCUCUCUACCUUCAUUCGUACAUGCAUUGACAAUUUACAUGAAGAGGGAGAGAAAGAAACAGAAACUGGAGGUCAAGGAGGAGAGGAAAAUGGAGGUGGCGGUGGUGGUGGAGCAAGUUGAUGCGUUGGCUGCAGCAGCGACGGUAGCUGCGGCUGCGGCCGUUGAGGAGGAGGAAUUGUGGGGAAUGAGGCUCACGGAAGGAGACGUUGUGGUCGACGAGCUGAUGACAUGGAGCACCGUGUUGCCCUCAUGUUGGAACGUGGAGUUUGUUGAGAAAAACUAUGGAGUAUUGUUCGAAGAUGUUGUCUGGGAGGAUGACCUUUGGAAUCUGAACACUUCCACUUAGCUCCCUCCUCCUUUAGAUAACAUAAGACAAGAUUGAAGUCGUGAGAUUCAAGGUUUUUUCAAUCGAUUUGGUUGUUCGGUUUAAGUUUAAAUGAAACAUAUACUGUAUUUGUUUUUGGUAUGGUUUUUAAAG